AUGGCAUUGCUAAUGGCCGACAUUAACGGGGCUCCACACCAUCCGCAUCCGCAUCCGCACCAGCACCAGCACCAGCACAGACGCAGUAGCAGCUCCAGUCACACCAGCCACGCGGAAAACACGAGUAGCUUGGCCACGAAACCGGCCAUCAAUUUGCUCGGCAAUCAACUGCAGGUCAACUACUUCGAGUUCCCGCCCGCCACUCGUCCGCCGGCUUCCGACCAGCCACUGUGGGUCAGUCGCGGUCGCAACACAGCCUCCACCCCGGCCCUGAACUCCAACUCCAGCAACAGUUACAACAACAUCCACUACAGCUCGGCCGUUGCCAAAGCAGCCGCCUCAACAGCUUGUGCACUUCUUGCCACGUGCCACGUGUCCAGAGACUCCCCCCAACAUCAGCAAUACCACCUCCAACAACACCAACAACACCAACAACACCAGCAGGAAGAACCACAAACACCAAGCAGCAUGGGUCGCCGUGAGAUAAAGCGCUCCAACACCAGUGGCUCCACCACCAGAUCCUACGACAGCGGCAGCGCAACCACAAAUUUUGUUGGGAAAUUCACACAGAGCGUGCGGCGGAUCGUUCAGGAUGUGAAGGACGAGGGUGCGCCGAGUGGAAUGACCCGGGACGAGGUAAUCGAAACCAAUGAAAGGCUGCGCUCACUCCGACUGCGAUUGGAGGAGUCCUACGAGACGGCCAAGCAAGCGCUCAUAAACCUCAUGAACAAAUACGGCGACUCGAAGAGCCAGCGCAACAUGUUCCAGCGCUAUCCCAUGCUCAAGUUGAUGAUAAAGGAAGUCAUUCGGCUGGAGACCCAGUACUGGACCCUGGUGGACAUACCGCGUCAGGAGAAGCAGGAGACUGUGCCCUCGUACGUUAUGCGCGCCUGCUCGAUCAUGGAGAAGACCCAGAAGUCAGGCGAGGGGGUGAAAACGUCAGCCAAGCUGGCCGACGAGGCGGCCGAGCGGCGGGAGCGGAUGGAGCGAUUGGAACACAUGACAACGGCUCAAAUCGAGCACGAGAACACACAGCUGAUAAACGAUUUGUAUCGCCUGCUGAAAAAGUAUCUGGGGCUGCGGCAUCUCAUCCGAGUACUAAAGGAAGAGUACGGCAGCUCAAAGAUGUAUCCGAUAUUUCCACGCUACACAAUGCUCAAGGACAUGAUAAAGGGCAUCAUGCACGACCCCGACUACAUGGAGGUGUGUCACGAAACGCUGGCCAACGCCAACUGAGCCGAGGCCACCGGAAAUGGCAGGCGUCGCAUGAGUGUCAUUUGAGAAGGGCCUAAAACUAAUACAAAUACAAAUACAAACACAAACAGCAGCAUACACAGGCGCACGACCUGGGAGUAGGAGUUGGAUGGAGUCCAAGUACUGAUCCGUGUGUAUGCUGUAUUCGCAUGCGAGUUUCUGCCAUUCCGGGAUGUUUUAGAAAAUGUUCAGCAACUUCUUUGAGGCUCUUAGUCCCGCGAAUGUGCGGGCGAGUGAGUAAAACCAAUCCUUUUCGGUAAUUUUAGCCCAUACUCAAAGGCACACCAUGACAAACUAAUCAAACAACUAACUAACAAACUAUGUACACCCGUACCCCACCACCUACCACCACCUACCACCAACUGAACAUGUAACUAUUUACACUACUCAACAAAGAACAAACACUUGGAUACUCUUCGGUACUAGAGUGCCAGCAAACAAACUAAAAGGCAUUUAUUUUAAUGAACUUUUGAGAUACAAGAAAAACAAAACAAAACAAAACAAAACAACCAACAAGAUGCAAAACACAACAUAUUUGUACGUAUAAUGAUGAAAGAAUCGCUCAAGGUGAAUUCUGAAGAAAAGCCGAACCGAAAGUGUAUGUAACUUGUAACUACAACAGUAAACUGAAAAAUGAUGAUAUACCUAUUAACGAGUACCCUAUAUGUAAUAAGCAAGAUAUAUAGUAUGUAUGUAUAUGUGAAAUAAUCAAACUAACUACAGCAACAGUUGAU
Molecule: messenger RNA, 1988 nt
Organism: Drosophila persimilis
Lineage: Eukaryota; Metazoa; Arthropoda; Insecta; Diptera; Drosophilidae
Product: protein bunched, class 2/F/G isoform
Exons: 6
Coding region: 1-1236 (411 amino acids)
Source: RefSeq, a predicted model, not a curated record